Hepatospora eriocheir is the source of this 405-nucleotide messenger RNA. NCBI's taxonomy places the organism in Eukaryota, Fungi, Microsporidia, Hepatosporidae. The record is from the annotation of a GenBank genome assembly.
AUGAGAAUUAAUAACUAUCAGUAUAGCUAUCAAAAUCCAGAUUUAACUAGACCACUAAACAAUAUUAAUCAAGACAGUAAAAGACCAUUUAAUCAGUUUCAUAAUAAUAAUCAAUUUUAUGACAAUCAAAUACAACAACCCCAAGAAUAUAAUGAUAUGAUUCAAUUUUCUAAAAACAAUACACCUUCUAAAAAUGAAAAACCAUCUUCAUCAUUUUGUAGUAUUUGGUUUAGUACAAAAACAAGAUUAUUUUUAAUUCUUGUUUUAAUAAUACCAGUUUUUAUUUUUUCAAUAUAUGUUGAUAAGAUAGAGGAAAAAAUCGCUUAUUUAAAUUUUUUUUGUAGGUACAAUAUUUUUAUCAUUAGUUGGUUUCAUAAUACUUUCUAUUUUGAUUCUAACUAUUAG